Racocetra persica is the source of this 137-nucleotide messenger RNA. The record is from the annotation of a GenBank genome assembly. NCBI's taxonomy places the organism in Eukaryota, Fungi, Glomeromycota, Glomeromycetes, Diversisporales, Gigasporaceae.
AUCAUAGUUAAAGGUUUCUGGUUGUUGCUUAUUGCUGUAGUUUUGUUGAUAUGCUGCCAACAGUUUGAUGAACAUUGUUGGCUAUUAUUGCAUGGAUUAUUUAACUUUGUCUUGCUUGUGAUUGCCACUUCUGGAAG